AUGAACCCCACGACAACUCCUGCGGCCGACGCCGCCAUUCAACCCUCUGGCAAGGACAACAAGCCUGCCGGCCACCCCUCGGACCCCAUGUUUGCGGCCCCUGACGACUCGACCAGCGAAAAGAUGAUUGGCGAGGUCACAGAGUUUGAGAAGCGCAAGAUCCUCGAUGGAAAGGCCAAGUUCAGCCGUCUCGGCUGGAAGAGGCUCACCAUCGUCCUCAUCGUCCAGGCCGUGGCCCUCGGCUCCCUUUCCAUUCCUGGUGCCUUUGCCACGCUGGGCAUGGUGGCCGGCGUUAUCUGCUCCGUCGGCAUUGGCCUCAUCGCCAUCUAUACGUCCUACAUCGUGGGCCAGGUCAAGGUCAAGUACCCGCACGUCGAGCACUACCCUGCCGCAGGAGGUCUCAUGUUUGGGCCUUGGGGACAAGAAGUCUUUGGUGUCAUGGUGACGCUUCAACUUCUGCUUCUCACGGCCUCGCAUUGCUUGACGGGGACCAUUGCCUUUUCCACUUUGACCGAGAGCAGCAUGUGCAGCCUCGUCUGGGGUGUCAUCUCUGCCAUUAUCCUGCUGCUGCUGGCUGUGCCUCCUAGCUUCGCAGAGGUGGCUAUCCUGGGCUACAUCGACUUUGCCUCCAUCAUUGCUGCCAUUGGCAUCACCAUCAUUGCUACGGGCGUCAAGUCGACUGGUGCAGCUGAGCCUGCCAACUGGUCUGCAUGGCCCAAGGAGGACAUUACCUUUGCGCAGGCGUUUAUUGCUAUUUGCAACAUCUUCUUCGCCUACAGCUUCUCCAUCUCGCAGUUCAGCUUCAUGGAUGAGAUGCACACGCCCACCGACUAUAUGAAGGCCAUCUGGACGCUGGGAAGCCUCGAGAUCGUCAUCUAUACCCUCACUGGCGCCCUCAUCUACUCUUUCGUGGGUAUCGAUGUCAAGUCGCCAGCUCUGCUAUCUGCAGGACACCUCAUCAGCAAGGUCGCCUUCGGCGUGGCCCUGCCUGUCAUCUUCAUCAGUGGUUCUAUCAACACAACCGUCGCAGUUCGAUACAUCCACGGCCGGAUCUACGAGAACUCGAUCGUCAAGUACAUCAACACCCCUAAGGGUUGGAUCACCUGGUUGAUCAUCAUCUCAAUCUUUACCUGGAUUGGAUUCGUCAUCGCCGAGGCUAUCCCCUUCUUUAGCGACCUGAUUGCUAUUACGUCGAGUUUGUUGAACUCGGGCUUCACUCUCUACUGGCCCGCAUUGAUGUGGUUCAUGUUGUUGAGGAAAGGAAGCUGCUUUAGCAAGGAGAAUAUCCUGCUGACUGUUGUCAACACCAUCAUCUUUAUCAUGGGUCUGAUCUUUUUCGUUGCCGGAACUUACUCCGCUGUUGUUGAUAUUAUUGACCAGUACGACCAUGGAACCGUCAAGGAGCCCUUCACCUGUGCUCCUCUCGGUUAA
Messenger RNA from Fusarium vanettenii 77-13-4, 1431 nucleotides. RefSeq lists its product as uncharacterized. The record is from RefSeq and is a predicted model, not a curated record. Lineage: Eukaryota; Fungi; Ascomycota; Sordariomycetes; Hypocreales; Nectriaceae. Gene Ontology annotation, cellular component: vacuolar membrane. Gene Ontology annotation, molecular function: amino acid transmembrane transporter activity. Gene Ontology annotation, biological process: amino acid transmembrane transport. Bases 1 to 1431 code for a protein of 476 amino acids. The transcript is spliced from 2 exons.